UGCCCUUUUAGCAAUAUAGGAUGGGUACUGUUAUGUUGGGACACCUGGCAAAGUGAGACAGUUAAUAUUGGCAAUAAUGCUGUCACCUGUUAACAGUUUACUGUUUUUAAAAGACUGUAACAGACUCAGUUUUAAAGCUAGAGUGAAGAUACUGGUAUCAUAUGAAACUAGACGACUUACGGUAUAUCAAAUAUAAGGUGUCCCAUUUUGCAAGUAGCGCAUGGAAAAAAGUGGAAUUAUAGCCUAUUGUUUGAGGUGGAGUCAUCAAUUCAGUGUUUGAUUAUUCUUUUUUUUCUGCAUUUUGUAGUAAGGGGGUAAUGUUUAUAGAAUUGUAUCAAGUUGGGAGCUACGGCAUUGGGAUGAUUGAUUCAAAUUGCCAGAAAAUUACCACUCUCUCUCGACAGGAGGGUAAAACCCCACUAACUCUCUCUCGCUCUCAAAUUCAAACUUUGGAGAGAUUAUCAAUAACGUUACGUUACGAAUAUAACAAAAAAUCACAGAUAAAAAACCGGUCUCUUACUAUUCAACAGUAGAGCAAGCAAAUUAAAUCUUUUCAGCUGGGGGGAGUGUAGGGACGUAGUCAGAAUAGGCGUUUCAAACUCCUUUAGGGUGAUAGGAAUGCCAAAAGUAUCAAGAAAUUCAGAAUAGCUCAAUAGCAGUCCAUUAGUAUUAAUUAAUUGGUUUACUAAAAUUAUAUUAUUAUUAAUGGAUAGUGGAUAAAAUAAGGAUCUAUUUUUGAACAUUAUAUGCCGACUAUUCCAAAUAAAUUUCUAUGGGGGGAGAAGUUAUGUUUGUAAAUUAAGGUCCAUGCCAACAGCAUUCGUCUGUGGAAUUUAGAUAAGAAUAAGGGAAGUUUCUCAAUUUUAUAAUCACACAGAAGUUUUUGAAAAAUGCUCAGAAAAUUAGAUAUUGUCGCUCUCUUAUCUUAAUAUAUGGAGGUGAAGAAUGACCGCACAGCAAACGGAAUAUUUUUGAUGCAGAUUUAGGUUAAACAAUAUUGUUCUCCUCAACAAAUCACAAGGGGUGAUGCUCUUACAAAGUACUUACAUAGUCUACAUGUCCGUGCCGAAGACUCACUAAGCUAAUUUCUAGUCCCCUCUAUUAUACACAAUUCAAGGUGCGACACGAACAAAAUCUCUUUGCUCUUUGCUGGCUCUUUACAUCUAUUAAAAAUCUGACUCCCCUCUUAUAUUAAAAAUACAAGACGUGACACACACCAAAUUCACUCAGGUCGAAUAUCUGGACUUCUACUACUUUUGUGUAAAGUCAUCUAGUGACAACAGGAAAAGAUGGCAAACUGCAUGUGGGCCCACUGCCUGUGCUGUCGGAGAACUCACAGGCAGCAUUGUACAACUUGAUUAUGUGUGAGGGAACAUCACAGGUUGGUCCGCUACUGUAUUAAUCAGCCAAUCCGCAUACAGGAAAGUUGAGCGCAGGAAAGUGGCACGCGCACAUCCGUGCUGCCACUAAGCGACUUUCAAUGACCGAGGUACCGCCUUUCGGCUGCUUUUCACCUCCGAGGACGAAAGUAGUCCUCGUUUCCGAGGACUACUUUCCGAGGAGGAGGGAGUAGUCCUCUUUUCAGGCUCGUGGAAGCAAAGCCAAGGCGCUGAGCGCAUCGUCUGAUCUUUUCGAUUUUUCGAUGAAGACGAUCGACUUGGGGUGAGUCUGUUUGACUUAAUCUGCCCUUUUAGCAAUAUAGGAUGGGUAUUGUUAUAUUGGGACACCUGGCAAAGUGAGACAGUUAAUAUUGGCAAUAAUGCUGUCACCUGUUAACAGUUUACUGUUUUUAAAAGACUGUAACAGACUCAGUUUUAAAGCUAGAGUGAAGAUACUGGUAUCAUAUGAAACUAGACGACUUACGGUAUAUCAAAUAUAAGGUGUCCCAUUUUGCAAGUAGCGCAUGGAAAAAAGUGGAAUUAUAGCCUAUUGUUUGAGGUGGAGUCAUCAAUUCAGUGUUUGAUUAUUCUUUUUUUCUGCAUUUUGUAGUAAGGGGGUAAUGUUUAUAGAAUUGUAUCAAGUUGGGAGCUACGGCAUUGGGAUGAUUGAUUCAAAUUGCCAGAAAAUUACCACUCUCUCUCGACAGGAGGGUAAAACCCCACUAACUCUCUCUCGCUCUCAAAUUCAAACUUUGGAGAGAUUAUCAAUAACGUUACGUUACGAAUAUAACAAAAAAUCACAGAUAAAAAACCGGUCUCUUACUAUUCAACAGUAGAGCAAGCAAAUUAAAUCUUUUCAGCUGGGGGGAGUGUAGGGACGUAGUCAGAAUAGGCGUUUCAAACUCCUUUAGGGUGAUAGGAAUGCCAAAAGUAUCAAGAAAUUCAGAAUAGCUCAAUAGCAGUCCAUUAGUAUUAAUUAAUUGGUUUACUAAAAUUAUAUUAUUAUUAAUGGAUAGUGGAUAAAAUAAGGAUCUAUUUUUGAACAUUAUAUGCCGACUAUUCCAAAUAAAUUUCUAUGGGGGGAGAAGUUAUGUUUGUAAAUUAAGGUCCAUGCCAACAGCAUUCGUCUGUGGAAUUUAGAUAAGAAUAAGGGAAGUUUCUCAAUUUUAUAAUCACACAGAAGUUUUUGAAAAAUGCUCAGAAAAUUAGAUAUUGUCGCUCUCUUAUCUUAAUAUAUGGAGGUGAAGAAUGACCGCACAGCAAACGGAAUAUUUUUGAUGCAGAUUUAGGUUAAACAAUAUUGUUCUCCUCAACAAAUCACAAGGGGUGAUGCUCUUACAAAGUACUUACAUAGUCUACAUGUCCGUGCCGAAGACUCACUAAGCUAAUUUCUAGUCCCCUCUAUUAUACACAAUUCAAGGUGCGACACGAACAAAAUCUCUUUGCUCUUUGCUGGCUCUUUACAUCUAUCAAAAAUCUGACUCCCCUCUUACAUAAAAAUACAAGACGUGACACACACCAAAUUCACUCAGGUCGAAUAUCUGGACUUCUACUACUUUUGUGUAAAGUCAUCUAGUGACAACAGGGAGAGAUGGCAAACUGCAUGUGGGCCCACUGUCUGUGCUGUCGGAGAACUCACAGGCAGCAUUGUACAACUUGAUUAUGUGUGAGGGAACAUCACAGGUUGGUCCGCUACUGUAUUAAUCAGCCAAUCCGCAUACAGGAAAGUUGAGCGCAGGAAAGUGGCACGCGCACAUCCAUGCUGCCACUGAGCCACUUUCAUAGGAAUGAACGGCGUACCGCCUCCGGGUGCUUUUAUUAUAAUGAAAAACGCGAGUGACGGAAACGAGCACUCCUCCUCCCAGCGAGGGAGCCCUCGCUGGGACUAUCUGGACUAGUAGAAGUCCAGAUAUUCGACCUUGUUCAGAGCCUUGUGGAAGCAAAGCCAAGGCGCUGAGCGCACCGUCUGAUCUUUUCGAUUUUUCGAUGAAGACGAUCGACUUGGGAACUACUCUCAGGAAGUAUCCCGUGGGGAUGACAAAGGUGAAGAAAAAGACUUUUCGUAGACGAACCCGCACCUACAAUAUUAAAGGACUUUUUGCUGACUUCCAGAAGAAGACCAGGGAUGCCAUUUCCAGCUGGUUCUACCCUCUUCUGUCUAACAUCAUCAUCAUCAAAACAUUGGUGUCUCAGUGUGUUGCAUGCCAGGCAAGUCGAACGGAAAUCAAAGAGGAGGUGGAGUAUACCCCAGCAGUACCACCACCAGUAGCAGUGGUAGAACCACAUGAAGCAGCAGUUGACGCCAUCAUAGACAAGGGCAUCCGAGAUGCAUGGGCAGGAAAGCUUCCCUUUUGGCUACUGUCAGUGAUAAGGAAAUACCGGAUUGAUAUAAGAAGGACAGCCCCCAAUAAGGAGCUGGGAAGUGAGGUAAUUAAUGGAUAUCUCACAGUCCUUGUGCAGAACUUCAACUGGCAACUCAAAGAGAUGGCCGGAGUUAUUGAUUCCUUGGCUAUGACUGACAUUUGGAAAGGAAAAAGUUCAGAGCUGAAGUUGAAUCCAAAGGACUACAAGUUGCUUCUUGGAGUCAUAAAUGAAAAAAAACAUUGGCUGCUGAUGGUCAUCUUCCCCUCUCAGGGGACGUCUCUCUUCUUUGACCCAUUUGGGGAAUCCGACUUCCAAAUGAUAAAAUGCUUUUGGGUAACAAGAGCGUUCCUGAGAGACAAGGGAUGUAAUAUAUCCAAUGUGACUGUCAAUAAUCCCCUCCAUCCACGCUCAAAAGACCUCUCCUCAUCCGGGGUCUUCACUCUCAAAUUCGCUGAGAGCAUUCUAAAGGGGGAGGAAGAAAUCAACUUCCAAACCUCAGACGAGGAACUCGCAAGGCAUCGGUUUGCAAUAGCCAAAACCCUGCUACGAAGGAACGCUCCUCCAGAGGGAUUCCCCUCUGGGUAACGCCUCCGGACCGCCCACCUGUGUUGGUGUCCCAGUCUUCCCUGGUCCUGCCUCCUUUCAUCACUGGGUCCAGCCACCAAUCACCAGCCUUCCUGAUCCACCACUCAAGAUGAUAAAAAUUAGGAAGCGUACUUUGUUUUGUUUUUUUUUAUGACUUGAGGUCC
This is a messenger RNA of Thunnus maccoyii (southern bluefin tuna), 4492 nucleotides long. RefSeq lists its product as uncharacterized. The transcript is spliced from 11 exons. NCBI's taxonomy places the organism in Eukaryota, Metazoa, Chordata, Actinopteri, Scombriformes, Scombridae. Gene Ontology annotation, molecular function: cysteine-type peptidase activity. Bases 3366 to 4328 code for a protein of 320 amino acids. Gene Ontology annotation, biological process: proteolysis. The record is from RefSeq and is a predicted model, not a curated record.